Messenger RNA from Serpula lacrymans var. lacrymans S7.9, 2736 nucleotides. It is a transcript of the gene NR, whose product is annotated as putative NAD(P)H-nitrate reductase. Gene Ontology annotation, biological process: nitric oxide biosynthetic process; nitrate assimilation. Gene Ontology annotation, molecular function: molybdopterin cofactor binding; heme binding; molybdenum ion binding. Lineage: Eukaryota; Fungi; Basidiomycota; Agaricomycetes; Boletales; Serpulaceae. The coding region runs from base 1 to 2736 and encodes 911 amino acids. The record is from RefSeq and is a predicted model, not a curated record. The transcript has 19 exons.
AUGGCCAUAGAAUUCCUCGAAACUGCUUUCACAGAGACCUCAUCCGAUGGUUCGGAUGACCUGAGUUCGCCGAGCGAUGCAACUACAUCUACAGCUGUUACCUCCAUCCAAUCUUCUCCUAGUUUCGAAAAGGCAAUCUUACCAGAGUCUUUCCUCCUACAAAGUCUCAUCAAAUCGGAGAGGGAUACUUGUACCCUCCCGCACUCUUUGCCAGCAGUACCUAACAAUGAAGAAUUUGCAACAGCAGCUGAACCUGAUCGAGAGACGCCUGACAACUGGCUUAAACGUAACCCUAAAUUGAUCCGACUGACUGGUAAACAUCCAUUCAACUCUGAGGCAAAGUUAGAAUCUCUCUUUGACGCGGGCUUCAUUACACCAGCUCACUUACAUUUUGUCCGUAAUCAUGGAGCAGUCCCACAAGUUGGAACGGAGAUGCUAGCCGAUUGGACGAUCCGUGUUCACGGCCUUAUCGCGCAUGAGAUGACUUUUACAUUAAAAGAUCUUCGUGAACAGUUCACAGUAGUCACGUUACCCGUCACUCUCGUUUGUGCUGGCAAUAGACGGAAGGAACAGAACACUGUCCGGAAGACCCUUGGCUUCAGCUGGGGAGCCGCCGGAGUCUCUACUGCUUUGUGGACGGGUGUUUACUUAUCGGAUAUCUUGGAAUACGUGAAACCUCGUCGCGGUAAGGCCAAGUAUGUUGUCUUUGAUGGAGGCGACAGUCUCCCAAAUGGACCAUACGGGACUUCACAAAAGCUUUCGUGGGCAGCUAACAAAGAUAAAGGCAUGCUUAUAGCGUGGGCUAUGAAUGGUUUGCCGUUGGAACCUGACCAUGGCUUCCCUGUGAGACUCGUCGUGCCAGGCCAGAUUGGAGGGCGCUCGGUAAAGUGGUUGAAAGGAAUCGAAAUCAGCGAUCGAGAAAGUCAACAUCAUCUACAUUUCUGGGAUAACAAAGUUCUACCGACACAGAUAAUGCCCGAGCAAGUACGAGCUGAGAAACACUGGUGGUAUGAUCCUAGAUAUAUUAUCACUGAGCUGAACGUCAACAGUGUGAUUGCGAAACCCGACCACAAUGAGACGUUGCAGAUAUCGCAUGACCCUCAGCAAAAUGUCUCAUCAUAUGUUCUUCGCGGUUACGCAUAUGCAGGUGGCGGUCGUCGAGUAACUCGGGUAGAAGUCUCCCUUGAUGAGGGCAAAAGUUGGACGUUGGCAAACAUUGACUACCCUGAGGAUCUUUACCGUGAUGUAUGUCAUUCUGAUCCCGUAUACGGAACGCUUGACUUGACUAAUAGGGACACAUGCUUCUGCUGGUGCUUCUGGUCUUACGAUGUUUCAUACGAUGUAUUGAGGGAUUGCGAUGCCUUAAUGGUGAGGGCCAUGGAUGAAAGCAUGGCGCUCCAGCCGAGAGAUAUGUACUGGCAUGCUCUGGGAAUGAUGAAUAACUGGUGGUUCCGAGUUGCUAUUCAUAAAGUAGUUAAGGAGAGUGAGACAAUUCUGCAGUUUGAACACCCCACCGUAAUAGGGGGAUCAGGUGGAUGGAUGGAGCGAAUGAAGAAUGCGGGGGAAGACAUUACAAAACCAUCCUUUGGCGACACCGAUAAUCUUCCUAGGUCUUCGGUAGCUUCACAGCCUCCGGCCGAGGAGGUAUCUAUGAAAAAAUCUGGCGUUUCUCGCCGAAUCACUCCAGAGGAGUUAAAAGCGCAAGAUCGCAAACAGCCGUGGUUUGUGGUUAACGGUGAAGUUUACGACGGGACACCUUUUCUCAAUGAGCAUCCUGGUGGUGGUGAUUCUAUCGUGCUUGUUGCGGGGGAAGAUGCCUCUGAGGAUUUCAUGGCCAUACAUUCAGCGGAAGGCAAGGCAUUAUUAGCUGAGCAUCACAUUGGGACCCUGACAGCUGCCGUGACGAACCAAGAAAAUUCUGAAGUUCGAACCGCGGAUACUGCCUUCUUGGAGAGGUCAAGAUGGAACGCCGUCAAGCUUUGUGCCAUACAGCAAGUCAACCAUGACUCGUAUCUUUAUCGGUUUGCAUUACCAUACGAAACCCAAGAACUCGGACUUCCUGUUGGUCAACACGUAUUCGUAAGGCUGCGUCGGAGGGACACUGGAGAGAUGGUGCAAAGAGCAUACACACCUGUCUCCAGAAAAGGAGCUGUGGGCUUCAUCGACUUCUUGAUCAAGUUAUAUCUCCCCACAGCGACGUGUGCGGCAGGUGGUAAAAUGACCACAGGUUUCCAUCAAUUGUCUAUAGGGGACAGCGUGGAACUAAAGGGGCCUCUUGGUUCUUUCACGUGGAAAGGGUCGGGCGUUGCGCUUUGGAGAGAUGCUGAACGGCAAGUGAAGGAUAUUGGAAUGAUAUGCGGUGGCAGUGGCAUAACUCCCAUUCUACAAGUCCUUCGCGACGUUCUUGGGGACCCAUCAUGUCCCGAUAUUCGAGUUUGGUUGAUCGAUGCGAACAAGACAGAGGAAGACAUAUUAUGCCGCGAAGAGCUUGAUCUUUUGUUCGCCUCGCACGGAAAAGAUCGCUUCAAAUUGCACUAUGUUCUCGGGAAAGCACCAGCGACAUGGAAUCAUAGUACUGGAAGGAUCAAUGACACCUUGCUGUCGGAGCACCUGCCUAGUCCUUCCAAAGAUGGGUUAGUUCUCAUUUGUGGACCAGACGCCAUGAUAUCCCACACAGUCAAACCGGGUCUGACGAGGUUGGGAUGGGACAUCGAAGAUUCUCUCGUCGUGUUUUGA